AAGCAUAUUCAUUAUCUUAACCCUUGGCGCUAGAUUUGGCGCGGGCCAAAUUUUGCCAAAAAGAGUUUUGGAGACUUUUAGAGACGUUGUAAGGGAACAAUCGGAUGGGGCGUUUUUUACGGAAGAAAAUAUGGAAAUAUUGAAACAAUGGGUGAUCGACAACGAGAUGGAAGAGGCAGCUGACUUAAUAACGCUGCAGAAUUUGAGGCAAAUUCAACGAGCCAACAAUUUUGCUUUCGAUGACAAAAUAAAUGGAACUGAAAUUGUUGACAAUGGUUUUACAAAUAAGAGUCUAUCUGAGAGGAUUGCGCAAAAAUUUAAUAAAACCAUCGAGGAAAAUGAGUGUUUUCGAGACGUUCUUUCUUUAUUUUCUCCUGAAAAUAAAGGAAGUCUUGUAAAUAUGUUGGAUGCAUCAGCGAAAAUUCCACCGGGGAUUUUUUAUGGAAAUGUGUUUAGUAUGGGAAACUAUGAUCAGUGUCUGAAUGUAACUGGAAAAAUCGCGGGAAAAUAUUGUACAGUUGCCUUGGAAAUUAAAAAUUUUUCUGACUUCUCCGAUAUAUUAAGAUUUUCCUACGGAAUUUGUUUACCAUCCAGAUGCAAUGCGUUGAAUUUAAAUAAUUUUUUAAAGUCCAUGAGGAAAACAUUACAACUACCUUUUGAAGUAAAAAUAAACGAUAAUUUAUGUUCAACGAAAUUACAAGAAGUAACAUUUUCAGGCCCAAAUAAAUUGGCAAUGUGUAUUUUUGGAUUUUUCGCACUUUUACUAUUAUGCGGCACCAUCUGCGAUGUUUUUGUACCGAACGAUACAAAAAGCGUUCCCCUUCAAAUGUUCCUGGCUUUUUCAGUGUAUUCCAAUUGCAAAAGCCUUUUUAAGACUAAAAUCAACAAAGACGCAGAAUCUUUUGGUUGUUUAAACGGCAUUAGAGUUCUGUGCAUGUUUUGGAUUAUAGGCGGACAUUUAUUACGAUACUUUUUGGGCCUACCUUUGACAAAUAUUGCCGAAUUUGAUUUUGAAUGGCAUGAUAUAAUACUUUUAGCCGGUGAAAUGGCUGUUGAUACGUUCUUCAAUAUAAGCGGGUUUCUUGUGGUUUAUUUAUAUUUAACUAAAAAAAAUAAAUUAAAUAUAUCCUUUGUGCAAAUGUAUAUUCACAGAUAUUUGAGGUUGACCCCUUCAUUGGCUAUGGUGAUUUUUCUUUAUUUUAAUAUAUCAAAGUUUGGAUCUGGUCCCAUUUGGGGUUACACAAAAAAAUUGGAAGAUGAAUGUGUUAAAAAUUGGUGGUUCAACUUAAUCUACGUACAAAAUUAUUUUAGAGAGCAAAAUUGCGUUCUUUACACCUGGUACUUGGCAGUGGACAUGCAUAUGUUUUUGUUGUCUCCAAUAAUACUAAUAGGCUUAAUAAAAUAUCACAAAACGACAUUGUUUGGUUUAGGAAUGGCAGUGCUGUCUUCUUCUUUAUAUAGUGGCUGGUUGACUCACCAACUUCCUCCAAUGACAUAUCUUAAAGAUGAGGAUUUAUUUACUUUUUUUAUUCCCACGCAUUUUAGAGGAGUGUCUUGGAUUAUAGGUGCCAUUUUUGGCUAUGUGAUGUAUAGAAGAAAGAACGAAAAGCUGAAAUUAUCCCAAACCUUGGUUAAUUUUCUAUGGAUAUUAUCUUGUGGAGGCUUGAUUGCUAUAAUUUUUUAUCAUAAAUAUUUGGCGAAUAUAGUAAAAUAUAAUAUAAAGAAUGUCCACAAUAUAAUAGCCAACAGUUGUAUUAGGCCUAUUUGGUCUAUUUUACAAUGCGUUGUUAUUUGGCUAUGUAUUGAAGGAAAAGGAGGUUUUGUCAAUAGAUUUCUAUCUGCUCCUUGCUUCAGUGUUCUUGUAAAAGUAAACUACAGCAUGUACUUGGUACAUAUACCAAUUAUUACCAUUUUUUAUUUACAAAUUAGGUCGCCGCAAACUUAUACUUUUAUGACUUUGGUAGGUAAUUUCUGUUUCGACAUUUCAACGUUUUCAAUUUUUUUUUUAUUUUAGGCACAACACUUUGCUGGGUUUAGUUUGGUAACAAUUUGUGCCUCUGUUCUAUGGACCUUGGCUUUCGAGUCUCCAAUUCAAAAAUUAGAAAAAUUGUUAUUUGGAAAAAAUAAAAAAUAAAAUUUUUAGGUACUGACUAAGUCUUUUAUUUCAAAACUAAUAAUAAAGGGAUCUUUGUGAAAAAUAUAUUUCAAUAAU
This is a messenger RNA of Brassicogethes aeneus, 2212 nucleotides long. The record is from the annotation of a GenBank genome assembly. NCBI's taxonomy places the organism in Eukaryota, Metazoa, Arthropoda, Insecta, Coleoptera, Nitidulidae.